This is a messenger RNA of Pistacia vera, 1343 nucleotides long. RefSeq lists its product as uncharacterized. Lineage: Eukaryota; Viridiplantae; Streptophyta; Magnoliopsida; Sapindales; Anacardiaceae. Bases 538 to 1161 code for a protein of 207 amino acids. The transcript is spliced from 2 exons. The record is from RefSeq and is a predicted model, not a curated record.
UAACCUCCCGAUCAAUCUGUUCACUUCAGAGAACCUAACCCUAACCUAAUUUCAAAUUUCGAAAUUCUUGUUAAUGCUUCAAUCAAUUUAACUGUUGGCCCAUUCACUCGAGAAUUUCAAGGUAGAGAGUUUAUUGUGCCAGUGGAGGAUUUGUUGGAGAUUGGAAGGGAUUGCUAUAGUUGGACUAUGAUUUGUGAUUCCUCAAAAGCUGGAACACUAGGAAGAGUGGAAGAUUUUAUCGCUUAAAGGUGUUUGACUGUUGGCACAAAGGUUUUGUUCGAUAUGAAUGAUGAAAUGUAAUCUGUACAUACUGACUCUUAACUUCUGAAAUUGACUUAAAUUCUGAGAUUUGGUUAUGAAGAUCAAGGAAAUACUUUGGCAUUGGUUGUGGCACUGAAGGCUUGAGAGGUUUGAAAGUAUAUGGAGUUUGAAUGUUGAUUUUGCUUGAUAAGGAUUUAAAGGUUUCUAACCAUUGAGGGUGUCAUUAGAUAAGUAAAGUGGUCAUGGUGGUGAUAUUUUGCUUUUAGUGAAUGGUUAAUGGGGAGGUUUUUGAUAUCCAGUUCAUUGAAGAAGAUGAGGAGAGACCACAUUUUGAAGAACCCAAUUUGUGUUGUAUUUAUAACAAUUUCUAUUUGUUGCUUGUUUGUUUUGAUUUUUUCAAUGCUUAGGCUUCCUGAGAUAUCACUAGGAAGGCCUUACUCCAACAUGAUAAACAGAGAUGUUCUUAGAGAUGACGAGUUAGGGAAGUUUGUGGAGAUGAUGGUCGGAAUGUUGCCUGAAGAUCUUGCCUUUACUGUCUUUGUACCUUCAGAAAAAGCUUUUGAACGUGAUUUGAGGCUACGAGUCAAUCAUGACCUGGAAGGUGACAAGAUAAACAAUACAUAUGCAAUACUUUCUCGAAUAUUGGGUUUCUCUGCCGUUCCUCGGACUCUGACUACACUUACAGUACCUUUUGGUGAAGAGAUCUCUUAUGAUUCAUUAUCUGGAUUUACAUUAUAUAUUUCAAAGGUUUCAGAUGCAAUGCUUGUGGUUAACAGAGUUAAGUCAGAAAGGGUAGAUCUCAAGAAAGGGAAGAUUGUUGUACACAUAAUGGAUGGGGUCAUUAUGGAUGCUGAUUUUGAACAAUCAGUUUUGCCUGAUAACAAUGAAGAAGAUGAGUGAAGUCAACCUCCUAAUUCCCUAUAAAUGUAAAACUUUUGGAUGUCAUAUUUCAAACAACCAUUAAACCUCAAAUUGACAAAUAUUCUUGAACAAUUUUGGAAAAAAUAUUUAUAGAUACUCCUGUUUGAUAUUACGUUUCAGAUAUUGGAAAUGUAACUAUAAGGCGUUCUUGCCUGCUUGGG